UAGUUUGUUAUUGACUAUCGGCGUGAACGCAUCGUGCGCUCGUUGUUAACCAUAACGUAAUUGUAACGUGAACUCAACCAAACCAAAAGAAGAAAAAAGCAGACGGAUUGGAAAUAAACGUUUGUCUUGCAAUCGUGGUUGUCGUAUCGUCAGAGCCAGCCGUUCACCAAUAAAACAGAAAAAAAAAUAAAAGCAAUUCAAAAUAAAUUUUCUUUUUUUGUGAAAUUUUUUCGUUUUCAACAUCGUCGUCGUCGGUAGGCUGUUUGUUGUUUCCAUUUUUUCUAAAUGUUGUUUUGAUAACAAAUUCAAUAAAAAGAAAUACAAAUUGUUAAAAAAAAGUAAGUGAAUUAAGAAAAAUCGCUGAAAGGAGAAGAAAUUGAAAAACCAGAAAUAAUUGUGAGCAAAAGUUGUAAAACUAAAUGGAAAAAAAUUUUUGAAUUAGAAAAAUAACAAAAAUACUUAACUGUGACCAAAAAUUAAAAAAAGAGGAAUUUACCAAUUAUUAAACAGAAAACAAAAAAAAUUGUUGUGAAAAUUUUUUAAAACCUUCAAGUGCAAAUUUUAAACAGUUUUUAUUGUUAGCCAAAAAAAUAUAAAAAUAUUGAAAUCAUUUAAGAAAUAAAUAUAAGUUGGUGUAAUGAAUUGUUAAAGAAAUUUUUGAAUAAUAUAGAAAAAAAAAUAAAUUGUUGUUGGAAAAAAGUGUUUCAAACCUCCCCCACCUCUCUCUACACACAAAACCGUUAAAAUUCAAAAAGAUACACAAAAAAUGUUUGACCCUUUUGUGAAAAUCAAGAAAAAGCCCAAUAAUACUAGCACCACCAACAACAACAAUAAUAAUAAUGCCAACAACAACACCGUUAACGGCAACAAUAAUUUAAUAGUGCAAAGUUUAGAAGAUAAUUUCUUACCGAAUUUAAAUGACAUCUCAUCGGUGGAUGCCGAAUUGGAUGAUGAUUGUUUUUGCCUUACACCGCCAGCCACCACACCCACAACGCCUACCCAACAACAACAACAACAUAGCAGCAGUACAGCAACACCAGCACUAAGUGCUGCCUUGGCCCAACCUUCAACGUCCUCGGCGGCCGCCGCUGCUGCAGCUGCUUCAGCAAGCUAUUCCGCAACAACGUCACCUGCUGCCUCGCCACUCAAGGAUUUGACCUCUAGCAGUGCCACAAGCACCACCUGCAGUCGUUUACAGCAGCUAAUUGCUGCACCGCCCAUCAUACAAACACCCCAUUUGAGACAGCAGCAGCAAUUAUUAUCUCCACCCACACCACCGCCCUCAACGCCACCAACACCUGCCUUGUUGCAACAACAACUGCAAAAUAAUUGUUCCCAACUACCCAGCACCUCCUCAGCCUCCUCCUCCUCCAAAACCGUUGCAACGCCAUUACUGUCGCCAAACGCGGUACCGCAGCAACAGCCGACGUCGGUGUUGCAACAACAUUUGGGCCAUACCAACGCCAGCUCGCAUGCUGCCGAGCAAGCAAUAGUAGCUGCGGCCGCUGCUGCUAUUGGCGGCUCACCUUCAAGACCCAACCUGCAAACCUUGGCCCAACAUUUGGCCUCACCGCCCCAAAAUCACCUGAAUCAGUCAUCUGCCAACGUUUCUGUCUCUGCGCCCACCUCACCUUUGUUGCAGGAAAUUUUCAAUUCAAAUAAUUUACAAAAUGUAUUAACCAGACAAAGUUCCUCAGCCAGCAACUCGAGUACAAAUACAACAAAUAGUAGUUCUACAACAACAACGUCGUCAUCAUCAUCAGCAGCCUCCUCUCCAUCAUCUUCAUCGUCCUCGGCCAAUUCUACCCUAAGAAGUUUGGUUGCAAAUCCUCCCGCAUCGCUGAUAACAUCAAGUACAACUUUGAAUAGUAUUAUUGCCAAUCGUUUGAAUUCCCCACCGAACGCAAUCACAGGAUCGUCGACGUCCUCGUCAUCAUCAUCGCUGGCCUCAACAUCAGGAUCCUCCUCAACAUCUACAAGUAAUACCAGCUCUUCGUCGUCGUCCAACUCCUCCUCCUCCUCGUUUCAGCAGCAACAUUCCGCUUUGACAAAUUCAAUAACGCAUCGUAUACAUCAAUCCAUACGCCGGCAUUUAAAUCAGCAGAGUAAUAGUUUAGCCACAAAUUCCCAGCAACAUAACGGCCACAAUCAGCAACAACAACGGCUCUUGCAACAUUCACAAUACCAACAACAACAAUAUUCACAAAAUCACCUGCAACAAGAACAGAGGCAACAUCACUCAUCGAGACAUUCACACCAGCAGCAGCAGCAUCAUCAUCACCACCAUCAGCAACAACAAUUGCCACAGUUCUCCGCUUCCGGUUCAUUGGCAAAUUCUUCUUCCGGUUCCGCAUCGUCUGCCUCUUCUUCUUCUUCGUCGUCUUCAUCGUCAUCAAAUUCCAAUUCAAAUUCACCCGUGUGUGUAGUAUUAUUGGUCAAAUGUCCAAAUUCAAAGGAAUAUUGUAAUGCAUUACAAGCCCACCAAAAUCACAAUCUAAUACCUCCUGCAACAUUACAACAAUUACAACAACAACACCAGCAUUGCUGUGAUAAUAAAAGAUUGCCGGUGAACGAAUGUCAGGCAAGUCAAACUGCUAGAGUGACAUCGAACCUAAACGCAUCCAGUAGUACAAUGGCGGUCAGUCGUGUACCCUCACCGCCCUUACCGGAAGUUAAUACCCCGGUUGCAGAAAACUGGUGUUACACACAGGUGAAAGUGGUUAAAUUUAGCUAUAUGUGGACCAUAAAUAAUUUUAGUUUUUGUCGCGAGGAAAUGGGUGAAGUCUUAAAGUCCUCCACAUUUUCCGCCGGUGCUAAUGAUAAACUGAAAUGGUGUUUACGUGUCAAUCCAAAAGGUCUAGAUGAAGAAAGUAAAGAUUAUUUAUCCCUAUAUUUAUUAUUAGUUUCCUGCAAUAAAUCAGAAGUUAGAGCCAAAUUUAAAUUUUCCAUAUUAAAUGCUAAAAGAGAAGAAACCAAAGCCAUGGAAUCACAGAGAGCAUACCGUUUUGUACAAGGCAAAGAUUGGGGUUUCAAAAAAUUCAUACGACGAGAUUUCCUAUUGGAUGAGGCCAAUGGCCUAUUGCCUGAAGAUAAAUUGACAAUAUUCUGUGAAGUUAGUGUAGUGGCCGACAGUGUUAAUAUUUCCGGCCAAUCAAAUAUUGUACAAUUCAAAGUGCCCGAAUGUAAGCUAAGUGAAGAUUUGGGUAAUCUCUUUGACAAUGAGAAAUUCAGUGAUGUAACGUUAGCCGUGGGUGGCCGUGAAUUCCAAGCACAUAAAGCAAUAUUGGCAGCACGCAGUGAUGUCUUUGCUGCCAUGUUUGAGCAUGAAAUGGAGGAGCGUAAAUUGAAUCGUGUCGCCAUAACUGAUGUUGAUCAUGAAGUUUUAAAAGAAAUGUUACGUUUUAUUUAUACUGGCAAGGCGCCAAACUUAGAUAAAAUGGCCGAUGAUCUCUUAGCAGCAGCUGAUAAGUACGCUUUGGAAAAGCUGAAAGUGAUGUGUGAGGAAGCGCUGUGCGUUAAUCUCUCCGUUGAAACAGCCGCUGAAACAUUAAUAUUAGCCGAUCUCCAUAGUGCGGAUCAAUUAAAAGCACAAACAAUAGAUUUUAUUAAUACUCAUGCCACCGAUGUUAUGGAAACCCAGGGAUGGCAAAACAUGAUCACAACACAUUCACAUCUAAUUGCCGAGGCAUUUCGUGCGCUUGCAACACAACAAAUCCCACCGAUUGGACCACCCAGGAAACGUGUAAAAAUGAGCUGAAAUUUCAAUAGUAGUAGAAGACAACAACAAAGGCAGCAUCAGCAACAACAACAGCAACAAUUGCAAUUGCAACAAAAACAACACAUUAUAGAUAAUCAAGAAAAACAACAACAAGAUAAAUAUAAUAAUAAUAAUAGAGAUAAUAAUGAAAACUAUAAUUAUUACAUCAACAACAACAACUACUAUAAUUACAACAACAAAAACAGCAGCAACAACAAAAACAACUAUUAUUAUAAUUAUUUCUAUUAUUAUAACAUAAAAUGCAAAACAACAACAAAUUUGAAACAACCAACAACAACAACAAAAACAACCUUACAUUGUACGAUUAUGAUAAUAAAAUAUUUUUUUAAAAAUUUCAUCAACUAUAACAAAAUGAAAAUUAAAAUAAAUUUAGCUGAUAUUUUCAAUAGUACUACGACUACUACUACCAAAUCCCUUAUUAGCAACAACAACAACCACAAUAGUAAUAACAAAAACAAUAGCAAACAUUUGCCAUUUGGUAUUCCAACAAAUGUCUUCAAUUCAAGCAACAUCACCACCAACACAACUCAUAACUAUUAUAACUACUACUACAACAAGAACAAGAACAACAAAAACAGCUGUUUUAUAGGUCUACAACAUUUACUCCUAAACUAUUUGCAAUUCCUGAAAUUACAACUUGUUCAGCAGUAUUUAUUCUUCUGUGAAUUUUUGUGACUAUUUAUUUUAAGGUCUAUAUAAAAGAAACAAGAAAAACAAAACACAAAACACAUUAUUGUAUUAUUAUAAUUAAAUUACUAAAUUAGAAAUUUAUCAAUGUCGUCGUCUUGAUGUUUAAUAUUCUAUUAAAAAAAAAAACAAAAAGAAUACAAACAAACAAACGAAAACCAAAUGCUGAACAAGUUGUAGUUUUGAGAGAAAAGCUGGAAAAUAAUUCCCCAACAAAACCGAAAAGAAGAUCAUAGUAUGCAAAUUAAGAAAAAGCAAAAAUCCCCAAACAAUAUUUGAUGUAGUAGAUCAUUGCAAGAACCAAGCAAAACAAAAAUAAAUUUCAAAUCAAUGCAAAAAAUUCCUCAACUCAAAUGUAGAAAAAUCGGUUUGUAAGAAUACAAAUUUUGUUUUAAUUUUCUAGAAGACAAUGCAUACCUAUUGUAGACAUGAAAACGAACUAUAUUCUCUAUAUCCAUCUCCCCACCACCACCUAAAUAUCUAUUACCUAAUUUUUGUAAAUCCAAAAUCCUUUGUAAAUGUACAUUUUUUUCUUAAUCGUUGUUGCUUAUCUUGGUAGACAUUAUUUGGUUGAAAACAAAUAUUUGUUUGCUUCCUUCUUUUUUAUGAUUUUAAUUGGCCUAUCUUUUUUGUGUGUUUGAAUACAAUUUGGUCCAAUCACCGUACAUGCUACAUACAUACUGAUUCCUUUACGGUUUAGUUUUUUUUAUAAAUUCAAUUGUUUACAAUUUAUGGUAUAAGUUAUUUUUUAUUUUUGAGAUUAUCCUACAACUCAACAUCACCCGCUUUCUCUCUCUCUCCAGCCUUCGCAUACAUUAUCGGUACAUUUCGGACUCGUCAGACGGCCUAGGUCAUCGCUGUGUAGAUGUAAAUUGAAAUUGUAUACAGGCUUUGGAUGAGUCGCACCUACAUUGUCAGUGGUCUCAGUUGGAAGAUGUAUGUGCAAAAAAAUCCGCUGAGAAGAACAAUUUUAGCUUGGUAUAUUUUUUUCCCCAUUCCAAUGUGUUUGCUAUUUGAUCUUUGUUAAUAUUUUGCUAAAAAAAAUAAAUAUUGAUGUUAGGAAUUGUCUGGAAUUGCUUGAAAAUAAUUAAAAAAAAUGGUUUUAAAAGAUUAAAUACCCGGGAAUUUUCAGCUAUUUUGUGACAAAAAUAUUUUUAAGGGAAAAGUUUGUAAACAAUUAAAUAUUCCAGAAUUUGUCAUGAGUUUUGCCAGAAGAAUAUUCUAAAGGGAAAAAGGGCCUUAAAUCAGGGUCAUUAAAACUGGAACCAAACUAAUAUAAUUGUGUUUGGAAAAAGUAGAAUGUAUAAGAGAUCAUUUAUUAUUUAAAGUGAUUGCCCAUUGCAAUAUGAUGACGUUUGUUGACCGUUGUUUAUGCCUGU
This is a messenger RNA of Musca domestica (house fly), 5844 nucleotides long. Its product is annotated as protein roadkill-like. Lineage: Eukaryota; Metazoa; Arthropoda; Insecta; Diptera; Muscidae. Gene Ontology annotation, cellular component: nucleus; cytoplasm. Bases 767 to 3757 code for a protein of 996 amino acids. The record is from RefSeq and is a predicted model, not a curated record. Gene Ontology annotation, molecular function: ubiquitin protein ligase binding. The transcript has 8 exons. Gene Ontology annotation, biological process: regulation of proteolysis; proteasome-mediated ubiquitin-dependent protein catabolic process.